CUUCCAACGGUUCCUCAGACUGAUUUCACGCUCGCCUCGGCACAGCCGGGAGGCCGCUCUCUACAGACCCCUUAUUGCUCUAUCCUGUGUGAAGUUCGAGGGCCACGCAGCUUCCAAAUCCGCAGCAGCCGCCACUCUACUGCCUAGUGGCGUCUCCAACUGUCUUUGCUGCCUUCGCAGCCAUUGUCGCCUUCCCCGCCUUCAUCGCCUUCGUCGCCUUCGUCGACAUUGUGCUUGCUAUGUCCGCCAUGCCUAACAUGCCCUUAGUGGAGCUCCGCCAGAACUACCACUUGGAGUGCGAGGGCGCAGUCAACGCCCAGAUUCAGCUGCAGCUGUACGCCUCCUACAUCUACCUGUCUAUGGCUAUGUUCUGCAAACACCUGGAUGUAGCCAUGGACCACUUCUCUAAUUUCUUCCUUCACCGGUCUCACCAGUGGAAGGAGCUCACGGAGAAGCUCAUGUGGAUGCAGACCGACCGAAGUGGGUUCGUUGUCUUUCUCAAGAUCCCGAAGCCUGAGAGGAACAACUGGCUUAGCCCCACCCAUGCCAUGGAGAGCGCCUUCAACCUAGAGAAGACCAUCAAUCAGAACCUCUUGGAGCUUCACGAGCUGGCGACCAAGAAGGGUGACCCCAACUUGUGCGACUUCCUGCAGUGCCACUACCUCCGCCCCCAGGUCCAGGUCCUCAAGGACAUGAGCCAGGAAUUGACCAACAUUCACAAGAUUGAGGCUGUGAAGGGGGACCUUUCCAACUGCCUCUUUAAAAGUCUCACCCUGAGGGAAGACGACCAGGAUGACAGAGCAUGAACUGUCGUCAGAGCCAUGGGGUCCUCCUUGGGUCACCAAGGAGGGCCUGCAUACCUCCCUAUCACCACAUUCGUUUCAACUUUCCUUUCCAUUGAGUUGUUGUUUUCAAUAAAGUUACUUGGUUC
This is a messenger RNA of Fukomys damarensis (Damara mole-rat), 931 nucleotides long. Its product is annotated as ferritin heavy chain-like. Gene Ontology annotation, molecular function: ferric iron binding; ferrous iron binding. Gene Ontology annotation, cellular component: cytoplasm. NCBI's taxonomy places the organism in Eukaryota, Metazoa, Chordata, Mammalia, Rodentia, Bathyergidae. The coding region runs from base 240 to 806 and encodes 188 amino acids. The transcript has a single exon. Gene Ontology annotation, biological process: iron ion transport; intracellular iron ion homeostasis. The record is from RefSeq and is a predicted model, not a curated record.